AUGCACACCGGUAUCGUUCCCGCCGCGCUGCUGGCAAGCGUCGCGACCGCAUCCUUACUUACGCCACCUGUUCUGCCAUUGUUUGUGCGGAAUCCGUAUCUGAGCACAUGGCUGGGCAAUGCGCGAGAGGAACCGUGGAAGAAGUGGCCUAUGUUCUGGCACGGCACAGAGGUCGGCUUCAGCGUUCUCGCACAUGUUCCCGACACAAACGAAGUUUUCCCACUGCUGGGUCGUCCCCAGGAUGCUCUUAGCUCUUAUGAGAAAGACCAUGUUGCGCGCGAGAAAGGAUACAGCAUAUCCUAUCCCAAAUAUAGAGGCGCGCAGUACGAUGCUUCGACCACCAAUCUCACGUAUUCGCUACCCGCUCCGGAUACCUUGCACGAUGCCAGCAGCCUCAACAUCACGCUCUCCUUCCUCUCUCCCAUUACGCCUACAUCGACUCUGCGUCAGUCGCUACCGGCAGCAUACGUGACAGUAUAUGUUGAAGGCAGCUUCGAUGUGAACAUAUACAUGGACGUCAAUGGACAAUGGGUCAGCGGGUUUUCAGACAGUCAAAUCGACUGGGCUUUGUCGCAGCAGAAAGCUUCCGGUGACAUCGAAGGUCUAAAGACAUGGACCUUGAAGCGACGGGACCAAAUCGUCUUCGCGGAGGAGAAAGACCAAGCUGAAUGGGGUCAAUUGCACUUCACUGCUCCCGAUGAUGUGCGGCAUGAAAGCGGUGCCUCGGAGAAGCUUCGUCAGCGGUUUGCUAGGACUGGUACACUGCAGAACGAGGUCGAUGGAGACUCUCCGCGAGCGAUCAACAAAGAUGAGCCGGUCUUUGCGUUCUCGAAGUCGUUCGAGCUGGGAAAUUCCACCAGCCCAGGCAGUGACAGCGUCUUGUUCACCAUCUCCCAUGUUCAAGACGAGGUAACUCAAUUCGCUUCUGAGCGUGGCCUCACUCGCAUGUUGCCACUGUGGAAGUCCUGGUUUCACACCGAAAAGGACCUCCUCAGGUUCCACUAUCUCGAUUUCGCUAACGCAAAAGCCUUGGCUGCCAACUACUCUGAACAGCUUCGCGUCGACGCAUAUGCCUCCGGCUCGGAUACGUACGUCGACGUCGUCGCCCUAUCAGCUCGCCAAACAAUGGGUGCGACGAGCUUCUCCGGCACGCCAGAAGAUCCACUCCUCUUUCUUAAGGAAAUCUCGUCGAAUGGGAAUAGCCAGACUGUCGACGUCAUCUUCCCAGCGUUCCCAUUCUUCCUAUAUACAAACCCUAGAUGGGCGGCUUACCUGCUGGAGCCGCUGCUGGAGCACCAGUUGAAGGGUCUAUAUCCGAACGAAUACUCGAUGCACGACCUAGGAUCUCAUUUCCCUAAUUUGACCGGGCAUGCCGAUGGGAGGGACGAGUAUAUGCCUGUCGAGGAGUGUGGCGACAUGCUUAUCAUGGGGUUAGCGUUGGUGAAUGCGAUGAAGUAUAAGUCGGACCAGGGCGCACAGUCCUUGUGGUCAACAAUUGGUAAAAAAGAUGAGAUUGUUGUUCAAACCGACCAUCGCUUUACGUUGAAAGAUGUCAGCGCCUAUGAUGGCAUCGCAUACAUUGACAGCUCUUGGGGUGGCGGAGAAAAGGGUGUCAAGCAAGCGACGAAGUGGUUAGAAAGGAGCUACCCACUCUGGAAACAAUGGACCAGCUACCUCGUCGAGUUCGCAAAGGAGCCUGCGAAUCAGCUUUGCACCGAUGACUUCGCCGGCUGGCUGCCUCUUCAAACCAACCUCGCCCUAAAAGGCAUCAUCGGCAUCAAAGCCUUCAGCGAGCUCGCAUCUCUCCUCGGCCGCACCGACGAUGCAGACCACCACCAGCAGAUCUCAGAAGAGUACAUCGCCCACUGGCUCACGCGCGGCAUCUCAGUCGAUGGCUCCCAUGCGAAGCUAGCAUACGACUGGAACGGCAGCUGGACAACGCUUUACUCGCUCUACUCCGACGCCCUUCUCUGCUUCCAUCCAUCCAUCACCAACAGUGUCUCUUCCUCUGAGGACCCAUCUCCCUUCACAACCCCAUCGCACGAUGCGCAAAAGCCAGUGUCGCCCAACCCCCAGUCGAAAAAGCACGAGGAUUUCAUCCCCCACGGAAUCUACACAAACCAAUCCCUCUGGUACUCCUACUCCCUGCAACAAUACGGCCUUCCCCUUGACAGCCGGCACCUAUACGCCAAGUCCGAUUGGGAGUUCUACGCCGCAGCCGUCGCCUCGCCUUCGGUCCGCAAAUCCAUUCUGGAGAAGGUGGCGCUUUGGGUCAAUGAGACUAUUACGGAUAGGCCGUUUAGCGAUCUGUAUGAUACGGAGGGGGAUGGGGACUUUCCGGAUCCGUACUUUUUUGCGAGACCCGUUGUAGGGGGGCAUUUUGCGUUUUUGGCGCUGGAGAGGGCUUGUAAGGAGGGGAGGGGGUGGGUGCUGGGGAAGAGGGUGAGAUAG
Molecule: messenger RNA, 2451 nt
Organism: Didymosphaeria variabile
Lineage: Eukaryota; Fungi; Ascomycota; Dothideomycetes; Pleosporales; Didymosphaeriaceae
Exons: 4
Coding region: 1-2451 (816 amino acids)
Source: RefSeq, a predicted model, not a curated record